AUACUGAGCAUGUCGCUCAAAUCACAGGACGAUAUCCCCUUAGCAGAUGAUGAUUUGGAAGUCAUCAUUAACGACGACGAAAGUUCCAAGUAUAUGUGCAAUGGGCGAUCGUUGGAUUCAAUCGCCAGCUCGUACACGAACGGUAACUCUAGUCCACAGCAGUUUCUGGAGAACGAAAGCCCCGAUGCGGACGAACAAGAAGAAAAAGCUCGUCUCAUUGCCCAGGUGCUGGAGCUACAGAACACGCUUGAUGACCUUUCGCAAAGAGUGGACAGCGUGAAGGAGGAAAACCUAAAGUUGCGCUCCGAAAAUCAAGUACUCGGUCAGUACAUUGAAAAUUUGAUGUCCGCUUCAUCAGUGUUUCAAUCGACCACGCCUAGUAAUGUCCAGAAGAAAAAGUAAUGAUUUCACCCGGAAUAGGUCCACUCAGCAGGAACGAUGUUCCAUGUGCCGGAAAGCUUUUGCUACAGAAUCAUUAAUGCAAUAUGCAGCCAAAGAUCGAGACCCACACGUGCACACGUGUAUUAUAGAAUGUAAAAUUCGAUUUGCAUAAUAAUUCGAUUAACAAACCUUUUGAAUUAAUAUUUAUGCUUAAAAAAGCUGUUGGUCUUACGAUAGCCUUGUUGUGGGCCACUGAACACGCCUUGCUAAAAGAAACCCUGACCCAAUAAUAAGCGAUUGGAUGUCUGGUUACAAAGAAACCAAGACGAAGCAUUCCAGUUUAGCUACCCAUCUGCAACAAUUUGUAAUGCAGAUACUGCAAUACCACACGCGGUUCGUUCAGUGAUCUAUUAGAUUACUGAAGGAAUAUUUUAGAUUAAUGUAUUCUUUCGUUCAAUUAGUAUUAUCUUAACAUGUACUCUUAUAGUUUAAAAAUAAUAUCUGCUAUUUCUAGUGGCUUACUAUGUAACAACUCAAAUCAGAAUAU
Molecule: messenger RNA, 928 nt
Organism: Anopheles nili
Lineage: Eukaryota; Metazoa; Arthropoda; Insecta; Diptera; Culicidae
Product: short coiled-coil protein B
Exons: 2
Coding region: 10-402 (130 amino acids)
Cellular component (GO): trans-Golgi network
Source: RefSeq, a predicted model, not a curated record